Macadamia integrifolia is the source of this 1320-nucleotide messenger RNA. RefSeq lists its product as uncharacterized. The record is from RefSeq and is a predicted model, not a curated record. Bases 187 to 1104 code for a protein of 305 amino acids. Lineage: Eukaryota; Viridiplantae; Streptophyta; Magnoliopsida; Proteales; Proteaceae. The transcript has 7 exons.
UCACUGUUUGGACACUUGGGGCUCGCCCGCUAUGGGUCGACCUGGACGAUCACCUCUAAGGAGAGGUGGCAGGUGGUGGAUCCGUCCUAAAUUGCUUUAACAAAAUAGCAGUUCAACCCCCCAAAAGGCCAAAGCUUAAUCAAGACCUGGAAUCAGGGUUUUUGUAACGAGAAGAGGGGCUGGGUAAUGGAGAUUUCAGAAUUAGAGGACGCAUUGAAUGUGGUGCAAUCUUCCGUUUCAAAAAUCAAAUGGAAACUGAAACCAGCAGCUAAGCGUCGACUCCGCAUAGAUAUCUUAGCCUUGUGCACAGGAUUAAGGCCAGUAGUGAUGAUCGACUAUGGUGGAAAGAUGCCUGAACUUCAGGAACGACUCUGCACUGUCCUACAACUUACUCAAAAGGAAUCGUUGUUUUUGCAGCCUUUGAGAGUAAUGGUUAUAGAAGAUAUGAUUUAUUUGAUACAUGUUAGAGGACUUGCUGAAUAUGUAGAGUCGAGCCUAAACUCGGAGACAAAAAUUCUCUUUGUAAAUCUUCAACAGGAUCCUCCAAAGAUGGUGAUACAGACAGAGCAAAAUUUGGUAGCAACAGAACUAAAAGAAAUUCAGAAGUUCUUCUUGUCAGUAUUUCCCGUUGAUGGAACAAACAAGGGCCUCUUGCCAUGUGCCAGGAAAGAUCAUCUGGUGGACGAAAAAUCACCAGUUGGUGGGGUCAUUACUUCUCAAUCUUCUGAGUUCAUCGAUCUCAGUGACUGCAUGCAAGACGUGCAUGUCACUGUGCCAACCCUAAAUGGAUGGCUUCUAGGUUAUCCAGUAGUAUACUUGUUUGAUAGGGAUCACAUUGCAGAUGCUACUUAUAAUCUGUCCACCAAGUCUCUUCAUCUCUUCAAGGUUUCAGUCUGCAGAAAUGGUAUAUCUGGUGAAGGAUCUCAUCUAGAAGAACUAAUGAGCUUCUCAGUGCCUUAUGAUCUGAGCACGGAAGGGAAGAAUGAAUCAUGGGCUCAAGACUUCCGUGCUCAAAUGCUGAUCAGGUUUGAAAAAUGCAAGCAAGCAUGGAGGUAUUUGCAGAUGGACGUCAGUGAAUGCUACCCACAAGCAAUCGUGCUGUAGUAGUAGAAAAGUGAUUGAUUUGCUCAAGGAACACCAUGGCCCACCACCCCAUGCUGGUUUGGAUGGGUUAUGGGUUCACCCAAGUGUUAAACAACUCAAACAAUAUAGCUGUUCUGUAAUUAACCAGAGCUUUAAAGAGGGUUUUUUUUUUUUUGAAUUAAGUGUAACAUAGGUAUUAAAAGUAAGGGAAAAGGAAGCCUAUGCCGCUGUUGUACA